Messenger RNA from Frieseomelitta varia, 15537 nucleotides. RefSeq names its product low-density lipoprotein receptor-related protein 2 (gene mgl). Lineage: Eukaryota; Metazoa; Arthropoda; Insecta; Hymenoptera; Apidae. The record is from RefSeq and is a predicted model, not a curated record. Gene Ontology annotation, molecular function: calcium ion binding; protein binding. Bases 329 to 14173 code for a protein of 4614 amino acids. The transcript is spliced from 20 exons.
UGCUCUUCUGAGCCGGUGCCUGCUCUUCGUUUCGGGAGGAAGUGCACGCGCAACUCGCGACUGCCUCGGCGUCGACCUGAGCACACCUUGAGAACCAAGAUCAUCGUUCCUUUCGGUCCUUACCUCGAGAGAAACUUUGGGAGUAUUAAUUCCCGAGUUUAGUCCCCUCCCCCCGAGUUGAAAGUGCGAUCUCGGUAACAACACUCGGUUUCUUGACUCGAGAUUCGAACGGUGUAGUACCAGAGAGGAAUCUGUGGUGCCGGCAAACGGAGUAUAGUGGCAACGAAAAUUGUGAUCGUGAGAGGUGUGCGGUGAGAAGGACGGUGCGAUGGCAGUGGCUGCGGGGCCACGCCGGCCACGCACGUUCCUCUUCGAUGGUAAAUACUUUUCCGGGACUACUUUCGGGACGAAGAAUUUGUUGCGGCCAGUCCUCGAUGGGUUCCCGCUGAUCCUAGUCCUGGUCGGUAUCACGCAGGUUGCCGGCUUUAGGAUGGCUUCUAGCAGCAACUGCGGUGUCAAUAGCUUUAGAUGUCUCGACGGCAGCUGCAUACCGGCUGCUUUAGUCUGCAAUUAUCAAAAAGAUUGCGAGAGCGCGGAAGAUGAAUUCCAAACGUGCACACCACCAGACUGUGAGGCUGGUCAGAUUACUUGCGGCCAGUAUAUUUUUAACAAGACUUAUUGUAUACCUCCCCAUCAACGAUGCGACAUGACCGUCGAUUGCGUCGAUGGAACCGACGAGGCUGGUUGCAGUUACAGGAAAUGCCAGCCGGAUGACUUCCGGUGCGGUGGCUCGACACCCGAGCUCUGCAUUCCGAAAGAGAAGAAAUGCGACGGUUAUCUGGACUGUCGAAACGGCCGGGACGAGGAGAAAUGCGAGAACAACGCGAAACCAGCCUGCAGGUUGGAUCAGUUCAGGUGUAAUUCCACGCAGCGUUGCAUUGAACAAUCAGCCAGGUGUAAUUACAAGGACGACUGUGGAGAUAAUAGCGACGAGGAGAAUUGCAACUUCCAACCCUGCGCGAUUAAUCAGUUCCGUUGCGCGAAUUCACUUUGUAUACCAAGAUCCUACGUUUGCGAUGGUUACAAGGACUGCCAGGAUGGAUCCGACGAGAAGUCCUGCACAACCACCACUUGCCCUGUGAACAAGUUCGUGUGUCCAAGGGGAACACCCGAUGGCAAGCCGCUUUGCAUUGAUCGGUCUCAGAUCUGCGACGGAAAGUCUGACUGCGAAGACAAAGCAGACGAAGAAGCUACCUGUUCGUCGGUGAUAUGCACCUCGUUGGCGUGUCGCUACAAGUGUCGGGCGUCUCCCACAGGAGGUGUUUGCUACUGUCCCCCCGGCUGGAUCCUCGCGAACGACUCAACGACUUGCAUAGAUCGCGACGAGUGCUCGGAAUGGGGUUUCUGCGAGCAGUUGUGCGAAAACACGGAGGGGUCGUACACGUGCAGCUGCGCGCUAGGCUUCACGUUGCAGGCACGGAACAAGUGCAGGGCCGAGCAACGUCCCGGUGUGAAACUGGAGCUGUUGGUCGCUCAGGAAAGGGCGGUUUGGAGAAUGUCCGCCAGCGACGAAGAGAGGAACGUUGUCGUCAAUACUACCGGCGCUAGCGGAGUGGAUUACCUCUACUCCAGAGAUUUGCUCUUCUGGAGCGAUGUGAAGACGAAGAAAGUGCACUCGGAACCAUUGAACGGCGAAGGGUCGAGCUCCAGGACCACCAUAUCGUCGACGAGUUCGUGGGGGCCAGUCGCUCUCGCGGUGGACUGGAUAGGAGAGAAGUUGUACGUGGUAGACUCGUCGGUGCAGAAGAUCGACGUGCACGAGUUGGACGGAAGGUUUCACGGUAUCGCGUUAAGCUCCAACCUGACCAAUCCAGCGGAUAUUGGCCUGGAUCCUACAGUGGGCUUGAUGUUCAUCGCCGACAGCAAACAAGUUCUAAGAGCCAACAUGGACGGAACCGCGGAUUUCCCGAUCGUGUUCGAGGCAGCUUACAAAGUAUCCGGCAUCGCAGUGGAUGUGAUCGGCCGGAGGAUCUUCUGGUGCGAUUCCCAAUUGGACUACAUCGAGACCGCCGACUACUUGGGCAGAAACAGAGUGAUGGUGCUCAGAGGUCCGCACACACCCUCUCCGACGAGACUGACGCUGUUCGAGAACACAAUUUAUUGGACAGACGGGACGAAACAAGCCAUCAUGAGCGUGGACAAGACGGAGGGCGACACUUCCAUACAGACUGUCUACAAAAUGAGAGACGCGAAGGCUAUAAAAGCUCUGCACCCGUUGAUGCAGCCAAUGGUGUCGAAUCCUUGCGGGAACAACAACGGUGGCUGCCAACACAUGUGCAUAGUGACCGCAGCCAGCGACCAGGAGAACAGGCUCGGUUACCGGUGUGCUUGCGACAUAGGCUGGAGAUUGUCCAGCGACCAGAGAAACUGCAAUUUGGUCCAGGAGUUUCUGAUGUACUCGCAGCAGAGAUUCAUCAAAGGCAGAGUGUUGGAUCCGGUGAUGGAGGGAUUCAGCGACGCCAUAUCGCCCGUGGUUUCCAGGAGGGCCAGGUUCGUCGGUCUCGACUACGACGCGCACGACCAGUACAUCUACUACAGCGACGUUCUGCAAGACGUGAUUUACCGGGUUCGUCAAAACGGCACUGGCCGGGAGCCGGUGCUGGCUAGUCAAAACGAAGGCGUGGAAGGCUUGGCGGUGGACUGGGCCGCCAAGAAUCUCUACUACAUCGACUCGAGGAAAGGCACGCUGAACGUACUGAGCACUAGGAACGUCACUUACCGGAGAACACUGUUGAAGAAUUUGAAACGUCCGAGGGCUAUCGUCAUUCACCCUAAUCAAGGAUACAUCUUCUUCUCCGAGUGGGACAGACCAGCGAACAUCAGCAGAGCCUACACCGACGGUUCGAACCUGGUGGUCUUCAGAAAUCUAACAUUGGGCUGGCCGAACGGCUUGGCCAUCGAUUUCGCGAAGGACAGGCUGUACUGGUGCGACGCUCUUCUGGAUCACGUGCAGCAUUCGAAUUUAAACGGCACCGACGUGCAGACGGUUAGCUCUAGGCUGAUCAGACAUCCGUUCUCCAUGGCGAUUCACGAGCAGUGGAUGUACAUCACCGACUGGCGACUGGACGCGAUUAUUCGACUACACAAAGAGACCGGAGAGCAGGAGAGUAUUCUCGUGCGCCAACCAGAGACAAACAGGCUCUACGGCGUGAAAGUGUACAGUCGCCACAUUCAGGUCUCUCUGUCGGAUCACCCCUGCUUCAUCGACAACGGCGGAUGCGAGAAACUGUGCUUCGCCAUCCCCCAAAACAACACCAACGGAUAUGGCACCGCCAGGCUAACGAAAGUCUGCGGCUGCCCCUAUGGCGAACGUAUCCAGGCGAAUGGAAAAACUUGCGCGCCCGAUCCAGAAGCCGAACCGCCGCUCGAGGCGUGUCCCAAUACUUGGGACUUCACCUGCGCGAACCAGAGGUGCGUGUCGCAUGCGUGGGUCUGUGAUGGCGAGAACGACUGCCUGGACAACAGCGACGAGCGAAACUGCACGAAACCAACUUGCUCACCGAACGAGUUCCAGUGCAAGUCGGGCAGGUGCGUACCGAUGAGCUUCCUCUGCGACUCGGAGAACGACUGCGGGGACUACAGCGACGAGACCGGCUGUCCGAACGUGACCUGCAGCGCCAACCAGUUCGCCUGCGCCAACAACAGAUGCAUACCGAACACGUGGAAGUGCGACUCGGAGAACGACUGCGGCGACAGCUCCGACGAAGGUGAAUUCUGCGUGGCGAAGACCUGCACUUACUUCCAAUUCACCUGUCCGAGAUCCGGCCACUGUAUACCACGUUCGUGGGUAUGCGACGGUGACAACGACUGCUUCGACCAGCAAGACGAGAUGGACUGCCCGCCGGUUACCUGUCUCAGCACUCAAUUCACCUGCGCUGAUCAGAAGAUGUGCGUCCUCGAUUCGUACAAGUGCGACGGUAUAUCGGACUGCAACGACGGUAGCGACGAGGUCGGCUGUCCGUCACUUGCGCCGGAUCAAUGCAACACCGACAAGCAGUUCCAGUGCGUCAGCUCGGCGAUCUGCAUCCCGAGGAGCUGGUACUGCGACGGAACAGCGGACUGUCCGGACAGGUCUGACGAGCCAGCCUCUUGCGGCCAGGUGGGCUGCCAGCCGGGUUUCUUCAAGUGUCGCAACGAGAGGUGCGUGUUCAAGGCGUACAUCUGCGAUGGGAAGGACGACUGCGGCGACGGGUCCGACGAGGACACCGAGCUGCACGCAUGCACCGCGCCCGAGUUCAAAUGCGACUCCCAGCAGUGGAAGUGCCCGAAUGUGACCGACAGGUGCGUGAACAUAACCAGCGUCUGCGACGGUAAGUUCGACUGUCCGAACGGCGCGGACGAAGGCCCGGCCUGCGACUUCCAAGAGUGCAAGCACGGAGGUGUCUACUGUAGCAACGACUGCAUCCAGACGCCCCUUGGUAAGCAGUGCACGUGCCCACCGGGGGAGGAGUUGAGCAAGGAUGGCUACGCUUGCCAGGAUGUGAACGAGUGCGAUCCCCCGGGCCGCUGCUCUCAGGUCUGCGUGAACAUCAAAGGCGGAUACUACUGCAACUGCGUGGACGGUUACAUACUGGAGAAGGACAAGCACACUUGCAAGGCGUUCAAUCGCAGCGCCGCGUUCCUCAUCAUAUCAAACAGGCACACGAUCCUCGUGUCGGAUCUUCAGGAGCAGGCGUUGGAGAGAGUGCCGAUCACGGUGGAGAACGUGGUCGCGACCGCUAGUAACAUGCACACGGGCACCAUCUUCUGGUCGGACAUGAAACUGAAGAAGAUCUCCCGACUGGACAGAAACAGCGAUCCCGAUGACGUGAUUUCAACCGGGUUGGACCUGGUGGAGGGUCUUGCUUACGACUGGAUUGGCCAGAACCUGUACUGGCUGGACUCCAAGUUGAACACUAUCGAGGUGGCCAAGGAGACGGGCGCGAGUAGGAUGAUAUUGGUGAAGGAGAACAUCACUCAGCCGAGAGGCAUGUGCUUGGACCCCAGUCCUGGGGCUAGGUGGCUCUUCUGGACAGAUUGGGGCGAGAAUCCCCGUAUCGAGAGGAUCGGCAUGGACGGCACCAACAGGUCGACCAUCAUCAACACCAAGAUUUAUUGGCCGAACGGUCUCGCCUUGGACAUAGCGAACAAACGGAUAUACUUUGCGGACAGUAAGUUCGACUUCAUCGACACCUGCCUGUACGACGGUACCAAGAGGAUUCAGGUGCUGGCUGGUUCCCACUAUCUGCUUCAUCCUCACUCCUUGACCUUGUUCGAGGACACCAUGUACUGGACGGACAGGCAGUUGAACCGAGUGCUGUCGGCUCACAAGUUCUACGGUGUUAAUCAAACGGUGGUGUCUCACCUGAUAUCCCAGCCUCUGUCGAUACACGUCAACCAUCCCGUCCUGCAACCGGUCACUCCAAAUCCCUGCGCGAACGCCAGCUGCGCUCAUCUGUGCCUGUUGUCACCGACGAAUCCCCAGGGCUACACCUGCAAGUGUCAGGUUGGAUUCAAGCUGCAGUACAACGGCCAGUGCGCGGAGGAGGAGGUGCCCUAUUUGAUGGUACUGAGAGGUUCUCAGAUCAUCGACGUGUCUCUGAUACCAGGGAGCACGAAGACCGGCUACAUAACUCCGGUGGUCGGUGUCGAGGGAGGUAAGUUCAUAGACUUCGACAGGCGGGAGAGAAUGAUCUACUGGCUGCAGACGAAGGACGACGACGACGAGAACGGGACCAUUUACACGACCGCUUACAACGGCGGCAACAGAACCGAGUUCCCUAAUCCGUUCGGCGACAGCGGAAUCAUCGGUGCGCCGUCCGCGAUGGCGUUCGACUGGCUAGGGAGGAACAUAUUCAUAGGAAACAGAUACGCUUCCAACAUAGAGGCGAUCAAGGUGGACGGCAAGGCAAGGUACAGAACGAUAGUGCUGGUCAACAACGGCAACAAGACGUCCGUGGCCAAGCCCAAGGCCAUGUGCGUGGAUCCACUGGAGGGUCACAUAUUCUGGAUAGACGACGGCAGUUUCGGUAUUCCGAUGAAGAUCGGCAGGGUGAACAUGGACGGCACGAACCCGAUCGUGUUGGUGGACAAAGUGGAGAAACCGGAGGCAAUCACCAUCGACAUACCCAGCAAGACCAUUUACUUCAGCUCGCUGUACCCGGCUCAGAUCAUGGCUGUCUCGACAGACGGACGAAACCUGAGGAUCAUCGUCUCGAAGAACAUAGCGUUGCCGAAAGCGCUCGCCGUUCACGACAACAAGCUGUACCUCCUUGAUCCAAAGUACGACAAAAUCGAGAGGUUGGACCUGCCCGACGGCGACGAUCCAACGACGAUAAUCGACAACGACUCCGAGCUGAAGACGCUGACCAUUUACAAGAAACGGGUCACUGGCGAUCACCCGUGUUUCGUGAACAACGGCGGUUGCGAGCAGAUCUGCCUGCCGGCCUCAGGUGGCACUAGAGUCUGUGCCUGCGGUAUGGAGUAUCGCAAAGUCACCGACACCGCAUGCGAGCCGUUUAAAACGUUCGCGGUUGUCACUCAGCUGGACGUGGCCAGGGGUUACAGUCUGAAGGACGCGAAAGAGGCGAUGGUACCUAUCGCCGGUGUCGGCCACCACAUUCUCCACGUGGACGUGUACAGCUCUGGCAACUGGAUCUACUGGGUGGAGUUCAACCGCGGCAUGUGGAACGGGAUAUUCCGAAUCAGACCUAACGGCACAGAGUUGCAGCACAUCGUAAAACAGGGAAUUGGCUCGAACGGCAUCAGGGGCCUGGCUAUCGACUGGGUAGCCGAGAACAUGUACUUCACCAACGUUUUCCCCCACGACAACUACGUGGAAGUGUGCAAGCUGGACGGCAGCAACAGGAAGAUCUUGGUGAAGAAGACGACGGAUUCACCCAGGGAGCUGGCCGUGAAUCCCAUCAAAAAGUACCUCUAUUGGAUAGAUUACGGACAGUACCCGAGACUGGGCAAGGCUUACCUAGACGGCAGCAACUGGAUGCCAAUCGUCACGUCCGAGAUCAGCACACCACGCGACAUAACCAUCGACCCCGUUACCCACGACGUCUACUGGGUGGACUCGAAGCAAGACACCAUUCAGAAAGUCUCGUACACCGGUGGUAAUCGCCAGAUCAUCAGGCGAAACUUACCGAACCCGAUGGGCGUGGCGAUUUACGGGAACGACGUCUACUGGGUGGACAGGAACCUGGCCACGGUGUACAAGGCGAGCAAGCAGGGCGACACGAGCAUGCCGACAACGGUGAGAUCGAACCUUCCUAAAUUACGAGACAUCGUCAUAUUCGACGAGAAGAGUCAGCCGCCGGACCCGACGAACCCCUGCUCGUCGCCAGGAGGGAGCGCGGGCUGCUCGCAGCUGUGCUUCGCAAUGCCGAAGGAGAACUCGGUGCCGUUCAAAUGCGAGUGCGCAGUCGGCAAGCUGGCCGCGGAUGGCAAAAACUGUGAGAGCAUGGAGGAGUAUCUGGUGUUCGCCACGAGGACGGAGAUCAGAGCGAUCGGCCUCGACCCGCAGAACACCAGCGUGCCGUUCAACUCGGUUGGAAAUCUGACGAACGUGGUCGGCGUGGACUUCGACUAUCAGGACAAGAAGCUGCUGUUCACGCAGAUCAGGCCAUGGGCGAAGAUAGCCUGGAUGCAGGCGGAUAGUCCAUCCUCGUCCGACAUUCACACGUUGAUCAGCAAAGGGAUCAAUCCCGAGGGCAUCUCGUACGACUGGACGCAGAAGAAGGUCUACUGGACGGACUCCUCCAACAACAGCAUUUACGCGAUGGACCUGGACGGGUCGAAUCUCGUGAUGAUCGCCAGAGUGGACAGGCCUAGAGCGAUAGUGGUCGAUCCCUGUAACGGGUCGCUGUACUUCACCGACUGGGGCCGGUUUGGAACAUCCGGGAAGAUCUUCAGAACGACGAUGGCUGGCUCGUUGAAGAGAGCUGUUAUAGACAAAAAUCUUUCUCAGCCAAGUGGUUUGGCGAUCGACUACGAGGAUCGCAUGCUCUACUGGACCGACGCGGUCAAGGAGAAGAUAGAGCGGUCGGAAUUGGACGGAAGCGGCCGCCAGAUUCUCGUCUCCGCCACGAUAUACCCAUUCGCUAUAACAGUUUUCGGCGAGUACAUCUUCUGGACGGAUCUUCAAUUGAGGGGUGUCUAUCGCGCGGAGAAGCACACCGGCGCGAACAAGGUGGAGCUGGUGAAACGUCUGGAAGACUCGCCGAGGGACCUGCACAUCUACUCGGCGGCCAGGCAACAGUGCAAGGUCAAUCCGUGUAACAUAUCGAACGGCGGCUGCGACCAGUCCUGUCAUCCGGGCUUGAACGGCUCGGCCGAGUGCAAGUGCGACGACAGCAGCAGGCUAGUGAACGAGGACCGGAUGUGCGUGCCGAAGAAUGUAACCUGCGACUUGAACAAAUUCGCCUGCAGAAACGGUCACUGCAUCUCGAGAAUGUGGGCGUGCGACGGCGACGACGACUGCGGUGAUGGCUCCGACGAGGACACUAACUACUGCUCCUACCACUCGUGCAGCCCGAACGAAUUCCGGUGCAACAACGGCAGGUGCAUCUUCAAGACGUGGAAGUGCGACCACGAGAACGACUGUCGCGACGGUAGCGACGAAGACGGCUGCAUCUACCCACCGUGCGCCCCCGGCGAGUUCACCUGCGCCAACUAUCGUUGCAUACCUCAGUCGCAGGUCUGCAACGGCGUCAACGACUGUAAGGACAACGUCACCUCGGACGAGACCCACGAACGUUGCCCCAGGAACACCACUUGCCCACCGAAUCACCUCAAGUGCGAGAAAACCAACAUAUGCGUGGAGCCGUACUGGCUCUGCGACGGUGACAACGACUGCGGUGACAACAGCGACGAGAAUCCAUUGCACUGCGCCCAGAGAACAUGCCCUCAGAGCUCCUUCCGGUGUCCGAAUCAUAGGUGCAUCCCGGCCACUUGGUACUGCGAUGGGGACGACGACUGCUUGGAUGGUAGCGACGAGCCACCUGGUUAUUGCCAGUCAGAGGGCAGAACCUGUUUCGGUGACUUAUUCACCUGCGAUAAUGGCAACUGCAUACCGAGGAUCUACAUCUGCGACGGUGACAACGACUGCUUGGACAGGUCCGACGAGGACGAGCGUCAUCAAUGCAACGACCGCAAGUGCGACGAGGAAACGGAGUUUACCUGCACCGCGAACAAGAUGUGGAACAGGGCGCAGUGCAUACCGAGAAAGUGGCUGUGCGACGGUGACCCUGACUGCGUGGAUGGAGCCGACGAGAACGUUACGUUGCACCACUGUCCAACGCCGACGCCCUGCGCCGAGAGCCAGUUCACCUGCAACAACGGCCGCUGCCUGAAUCAGAACUGGCUGUGCGACCACGACAACGACUGCGGCGAUGGCAGCGACGAAGGCAAGUUCUGCAACUCCAGGUACAAGCCGUGCACCAGCCAGGAGUUCACCUGCCACAACUUCAAGUGCAUCAGGGAGCAGUAUCGUUGCGACGGCCAGGACGACUGCGGCGACCACUCUGACGAAGAUGGAUGCCCACCAAAGGUGAAGAACACGACCUGUCCAAAUCCAAGAGACUUCAUGUGCGCGAACGGGAACUGCAUCGACCAGCAGUUGGUCUGUAACAAGGAACCAGACUGUGCAGACGAGAGCGACGAGCCAGCCCACUGUAACAUAGACGAGUGCAUCCUCGUGGAAAUGAACCAAUGCUCCCACAAGUGUGUCGAUACGCCAACGAGUUACUAUUGUGAGUGUAAUCCGGGAUACAGGCUUCUGGACGAUGGGAAGGCUUGCGAAGAUAUAGACGAGUGUACGGAGACGCCGCAGGUGUGCAGCCAGCAGUGUCAGAACACACCGGGGAGCUUCUACUGCAAGUGUAAUUAUUACUGGUACGAACGCGCUGCCGACGAGCACACGUGCAAACGAAGGGACAACAUUUUACCCUGGCUCGUUUUCACCAACAAGUACUACGUUAGGAACAUGUCCAUCGACGCUUCCAACUAUAGCCUGAUGCAUCAGGAUCUCAUCAACGUUGUCGCGUUGGACGCUGACUACAACGAGCAGAUGCUCUACUUCUGCGACGUUACUGCCAAGACAAUUUUCAGAGCGCCCAUUGCAGGAGGAGAGAAAGAAGCAAUUAUCAGGCACGACAGCCUUGGUUUGGAAGGGAUAGCGGUUGACUGGGUAGGCAGAAAGCUGUACUGGCUCGACCGACACGCCAAACAUUUGGACGUUGCCGAGUUAAACGGCACCAAUAGAAAGACUCUGUUGACUGGCAUAGCCGAUCCACGUGCCAUCGUUGUUCAUCCCGGCACGGGGUACUUGUACUUCACCUCAUGGCACCUUCAGGCUUACAUAGGCAAGAUGGGAAUGGACGGCAGUAACUUCACGAGGAUCCUCACUUGGGAGGAUGAUAUAGCCUGGCCGAACGCCCUGACAAUCGACUACUUCACCGACAGGAUCUUCUACGCCGACGCUCACCUGGACUACAUCGCGUUCGCCGACUUGGAAGGUCACAACAGACGCAAAGUUCUCUCUGGGUCCGCGGUGCCCCACGUUUUCGCCAUCACCGUGUUCGACGACUUCAUCUUCUGGACUGACUGGAAUCUGAAAGCCAUCAGCAGAGCGGAGAAAUUCUCCGGAGCUAAUCUACGGGUGCUAAGAAACACCACUCACAGGCCGUACGACAUCCACGCGUACCACCCUCUGCGACAGCUGCCCUACAACAAUCCCUGCAUGGAGAACAAUGGCGGUUGCUCUCACUUGUGUCUGAUUUCACCACCUGCGAGUUCCUAUCUCCUAGAGGGAUACGGCCAGCCCGGCGUCACGUCGUACAAAUGCAAGUGCCCCAAUCAGUUCAUACUGGACAAAGAUGGGAAAACCUGCAGAGCCAAUUGCACCGCUGGCCAGCACAGGUGCGGCCCUCCGGAUGAGAAAUGCAUUCCGUGGUAUUGGAAGUGCGACGGUGAGAAGGAUUGCAAGGACGGCUCGGACGAGCCUACCAGUUGCCCGCCGCGUGUCUGUCGGCCUAGUGUCUUCCAGUGUGCGAACGGUAACUGCAGGCCUAGCGUGGCCGUCUGCGACGGUGCGGACGACUGCGGGGACAAGAGCGACGAGGCUCACUGCAGCUUGGAAUGCGGCGAGCUGGAGUUCAAGUGCAAGUCCAACGGUCGUUGCAUUCACGAGUCUUGGAAGUGCGACGGGGACGCCGACUGCAAGGAUGGCAGCGAUGAAGAUCCCGCUAUUUGCCAUAACCGGUCGUGCGACCUGAGUACCGAGUUUACCUGCAAGAACGGCAGGUGCAUCCAAAAAGUGUGGAUGUGCGACUCGGACAACGAUUGCGGCGACGAUAGCGACGAGCCGGCGUACAUGUGCCGCCAGAGAAACUGCACCACCGGCUGGCAGCGUUGUCCGGGCCACGCCAAUUACCGUUGUAUACCCAAGUGGCUGUUCUGCGAUGGCAAGGACGAUUGCCGCGACGGUUCCGACGAGCUACCCGAGAACUGCCCGAAAUGCGACCCGGAGAUGGACUUCAAGUGUGCGAACAACCGUUGCGUGCCGAAGCAGUGGCUGUGUGACUUCGCGGACGACUGCGGCGACGGUAGCGACGAGACGGAGGCCAUGUGCAAGGAUCGUUACAGAGAGUGUUCUGAGUCGGAGUUCAAGUGCGACAAUGGCAAGUGCAUCGCCUCGAGGUGGAGAUGCGAUUCCGAGGACGAUUGCGGGGACAACAGCGACGAGAAUGGCUGCCAGGAGUUCGUGUGCAAGCCGUACACGUUCCAGUGCGCCAGCGGCCACUGCAUCGCGUCGUAUUUGAGGUGCGACGGCACGCGCGACUGCAGAGACAUGAGCGACGAGAUCGGAUGCCCGCCGAGGUAUCCAGGAGGAAGAUACUGCCCGCAGUCGAGAUUCCAAUGCGACAACAAUCUCUGCGUCUAUCUCACUGACAUAUGCGACGGAAGCGACGACUGCGGCGACGGCUCUGACGAGAAUGCCAGCAUGUGCGCGAACUUCAAGUGCGACACAACCAGGAGGUUCCAGUGCGCCAAUCACAAAUGCAUCGCCAAGUAUCAAUUGUGCGACGGCAUCGACAACUGCGGCGAUGGCUCUGACGAGAACAAUAUGACCAUGUGCGCGUCAAGGAUCCAUCCGUGCGACUCCAUGAUAGAGUACACGUGCGCCAAUAAGAAAUGCAUCAAUCGAUUGAAGCUCUGCGACUUUGCGGACGACUGCGGAGACUCCUCCGACGAGCUCGGUUGCCAUCAUAAUAAACCCUGUCUGGAUAGUAACAAGGGUGGUUGUUCCCACUAUUGUCACAACAUCACCGACGGGGGAUACAUUUGCGCGUGCUAUCCCGGUUACAUAAUAGCGCAAGACGACCGGAAGCAUUGCGAGGAUAUCGACGAAUGUGCCACUGGUCAGCACCAAUGCUCUCAACUUUGUACGAAUCUAAAUGGCACCUACUCCUGUUCGUGCAGACAAGGGUUCGAACUGUCCGACAGUCGCAGUGGCGUUUGCAGAGCUACGGACACCGACACGAUGAUCCUGUUUGCCAAUGGGCCUGGAAUCAGGGCUUACAACGCGCACAACAAGGAGGAGGUUGAAGUCAUUGCGAACGAGAAAAGGGUGCAGGCGCUGGAUUUCGAUCCCAGGUCGGAGUACGUGUUCUGGAUCGAUGGUUACGAUAAUUCCAUCAAGAGGUCGUACAUGGUGAACGCGAAAGGUGGACAAGUGAAGAUCGGUUACGCUCAGGAUCUCAAUAUAAAGAGCGAGUCAGGGCUAACAAGCUUGGCCGUAGAUUGGAUUUCCGGUAAUCUUUAUUGGACAGAGAUCGAUUCCUCGGGUGCGACGUUGUUCGGAAGAGUGAUGGUCUCGAAAGCGGACGGUAGAUACCGUCGAAGUUUGAUCACAGUCGGCCUGGAAAUCCCAACCUCCAUAGUCGUAGACCCGGAGGUAGGCCGGGCCAUUUGGGCAGAUGCUGGAAGCCAACCGAAGAUCGAGAUCGCUUGGAUGGACGGUGACAGGCGAAAACAGCUGGUUUCUGAUCGCAUUGGACAACCUAUCGCGCUCACUAUUGACUACUCUAUGCAGCAUGUUCUUUACUGGGCUGACAGUAAACUCAACACCAUUGAAUCUAUCGAACAGGAUGGAUCAAACAGGAAGGUUAUCAUUAAGGGAGACAGCCUAAAGCAUCCGGUGUCCCUGGACGUUUUCGAGAACAGUCUGUACUGGACAACAAGGAGAACUGGCGAACUGAUUAGGCAAGACAAAUUCGGCAGGGGCGUGCCAGAGGUGAUGAUCAGGCACGUGCCAAAUUCCGGCGGUGUGAAGGUGUACCAUCAGCAGAGAUACAACAUCUCCUUGAGGAAUCUGUGCCACGAGGACCAGUGUACCCACUUGUGCGUCCCGAUUCCCGGUGGGUACCGCUGCCUUUGCUCGGACAGCAUCGGGCCUCUCCAACACCGGGAAACUGUACGGUCGAACGAGCGCCACUGCGACGCGACUAACGAGAGGCCGCUCCCCGCGCCGAGGAUCUGCCCUUGCAGAAACGGCGGACUGUGUCAGGAGGUCGAGGACAGUAAGCUGCAGUGCGACUGUCCAGCUCGUUUCCACGGCGAGUACUGCGAGGUCACGUUGGGGGCCAGGUCGAGCAACGCCACCGCGGCCAUCGUGAUACCCAUCGUUGUCUCCAUCCUGGUUCUCCUUGGAGCCGCGGCCGUUAUUAUGGUGCUCAAGAAACGGCCGUUCGGGAAACCUGGUGGUCUUGGAAGUUUAACUGGUGCUCAGAGCGUGUCCUUCAGACAAGGAAGCAACGUUGAAUUUGGUGUACCUGCACACGAGAGAAUGGAACCUCUGGACGUGGAGUACAAUCUCGGUGACGUGAGUAACAAGAACAGGGACUUCAGCAAUCCGAUGUACGACGCGGUGAACACGGAGACAGGCGCUACGAACGGCACCGGCGCCAGCAGUAUGUACGAAUUGCCAGCUGAGAUGAAGCCGUCUAGCAUCCAGCACAAGGAGUCACCGCAGUUGCACCUGAAGAGAAGAGAGCUCGACCCGACACCCAUUGACUCGGGGAAGGACACGCAACAGUUGGUCGAAGAAGACAAGUCCGAAUGUUAGAUAGUUUAUACUCUUUCGUGCAGUGACGUAGUUGGAAGUGUCAGCAUUUUGAAAGACAAACAGGGGGAGGAGAGAUCUUUUAAGGUUUUUACAACGCGACGUGUCGAUCUCUUCGCAAGUUUGUUGCAAUUGUUAUUUUCUUAGAUGCGUGUAAGUGUCAUUAUGAAGUUUACAACUAACUAAUAGGUAAUAACCAACAAUUUCUUUUUUAAAAAUUGCUAAGAGAAUUCUUCCAAACUUUCGUUUCGUUACGGGAUAUCUUCUUUUUCAAAUAUCUUUUAAACGAGUGUGGGUACAUUUGGUUGUAUUUGACGGAGAGGAUUUUUUUAAUGGAGCACAAAGACCGAGCACGGUCAAAUUUUUUUUUUUUUUUUUGCAUUGUGUAUGUCACUGUAAAAUUCUAUAGAAGAGCGCGACUAAAUUGUAGAUUUGUAGCUUAUUUACACUAAGUUGAAGGAGAAAACGAGUUGCAGCGCAUCUGACUACGCCACUGUUUCUGUGUCUGUGGCACUUCCAUUUCAAUCACAACAUAACAGUGAACUGAAACAGACAGAAAUUAAAGAAAAAGUAGUAAUGAAUCGCAAGAAUUUUCUAUAAAAAGAAAUAGAGAAAAUCGUGUUUUGAUCUUUCAACAUUAUUGAGAUUGAAGUGCGACCGAUGACGAAUUAUCUUAGGUGCGAUUUGUAAGUCUUGUAAAUACGAUUAUCGCAGAAUGUUAAUUUCACGUUAUACAUGUACCAUAAUGAAAGCAAAACAUUCCAUAUCUUUUAUUAAAGACAACUCGAGGUGAAUUGUAGCGGGUGUUUAAGGGACUAUACGUUUAAAAAAAAGGGGGAAAGAGAGGGACCUCGACGAGCGUGAAUUUAUAUAUAAUUUUCUUCACGACGAAGGAAGAGAUGAGUUUGUUUUGAAACGAAAAAAGAAAAAAGAAAAAACAGAGAAAAGAGAGAAAGAUUUGUUUUCUCUCUUUUUCUUUUUGAGUUUGCUCGUGAGACCGCACAUGAGCAUUGUUAUAUGUGUUUGUACAUUUUUCUAGACUAUGCGCGGGGAACGUCAGUGUACAGUUUUUCUUCCGUAGCAGCUGUGAUCGUAAAAAUUACAAAUUGGGGUCUGAGCGUGCAAGGUGAUCCAUUCAAACGAACGUACCCUACACUUUUCUUGUACGCCCCUGAAAACAUGAGUGAGAGAUGGAUCUUCUUGUUUCUUUAUUUUCUUUUUUUUUCUUCUUCUUAAGGUUUACCAUUUGGUACAGUAGAGUCUCGAUUAUAAGAGCAAUCGGAAGUAUUUUGUAAGAUCUGUAACAUCAGAAUCUGCAGUUUUAUUGUUGUACGUUGCAUAUCAAAUUAUACAGACUGUUAAAUCCA